GAAAUGUAAACAGCAAUAUCAUCCGUAACAAACCAACAUCCACAAAAUUAACUUGGACCAGAACUGCUGUUUGUAAUUUUCUCAGAGAUAUAAAUUUAUUUCGCUAAUGGCAACUACUAGCGUCAUGAAGGGCGGUGCUGGCAAGAAAUGCUCCACCACCGCUAUGCUAGAAGAGCUCGUGCCUCCUUCGGGUUGGAGUCAGGACUCAGAUUCUCAUUAUCUUGUCCUUGAUCUGCCAGGUUUCAAGAAGGAAGAAGUGAGACUUCAAGUGAAUAACCGGGGAGAGAUCAUCACGAGCGGUGAAAGGCAAACAGUCGGAGACAGACUGAUUAUCCGUUUCUCGCAAACCUUUAAAAUACCAGAAAAUUCAAUUACUGAGAAGAUCACUGGGAAGUUUGAAGGUGAGGUAUUGUACGUAACAGUCCCAAAGCUAAAAAAGGACAAGGACAUUGCCAAAAUAAACAACACUGUGAAGCUACGAAAGAAGCCAAAAACUGAAGACAACAUCGCCCAACCAUGCAACGUCUCACAGCCAAAAAACGACAACGACGACAUCACACAAACAAGCAACAUCCCAAAGCCAAAAAAUGAAGACAACAUCACUAAAUCAAGCCACAUUGAAGGCAAUGUGAGCAACAAGAAUCAUUGUAAGAUUGCUGAAAAGGUGACUUUCGACGGUAAAGGUAUUAUAACAGAGGAUUGGAAUCUGACAGAGGAGAGCGGUAUGGUGUUACAAAGCGUGGUAAAAAAUCUGAAGGAGAACAAGGGGAUUCUUAUAACAGCCGUCUUGGCAUUCUCACUGGGAGUGCUGGUGUCUCGUAAAUUUUCGAAAUAAUUUGAAACAAGGCAUUGUCUCGGUCCUUUGUAUAGUUUGAUAUAAUGAAAUAUCAAAUUGUAACAACUUAUAACAAUCAAAAUCUUCAGCUCAUAAUGAAAUAUUAUUUACAUGUGUA
This is a messenger RNA of Daucus carota subsp. sativus, 953 nucleotides long. RefSeq lists its product as uncharacterized. The record is from RefSeq and is a predicted model, not a curated record. The transcript has 2 exons. Lineage: Eukaryota; Viridiplantae; Streptophyta; Magnoliopsida; Apiales; Apiaceae. The coding region runs from base 107 to 835 and encodes 242 amino acids.